GCCGACGCCUGGGGAUCCUGAACUGGAAGCAGUGAGCGUGGCUUGCACCCCACUCGCCCCUCCUGACUCUUGUCCUCUCUCUCCCUGCAGCCAAGGGGUUUGGAGCCACCUGCCCCUCCCUCUCCACCUUCUACUUCCUUUUUGUUGUCUUUGUGGUGUCCACCAUCUUCCACUGCCACCGGCGCCUGGCUCUGGUACCUGCCCCCUGGGCAUAUUCAGCCCAGGUGGUUGUGGUCCCCAGACACCACCCCCAGGAGGGCAUGUUCACUAUCAACUCCAAAGGCCGCCUGGGGAACCAGAUGGGCCAGUACGCCACGCUGUACGCCCUCGCCAAGCUCAAUGGACGGCCCGCCUACAUCCCCGCGCAGAUGCACAGCACGCUGGCCCCCAUCUUCAGGAUCACGCUGCCCGUCCUGCACAGCGCCACGGCCCGCAGCGUCCCGUGGCGGAACUACCACCUCAACGACUGGAUGGAGGCGCAGUACCGCCACAUCCCAGGGCGCUAUGUCCGCCUCACGGGCUACCCCUGCUCCUGGACCUUCUACCACCACCUGCGCCAGGAGAUCUUGCAGGAGUUCAGCCUGCACGAGCACGUGCGCGUAGAGGCCCAGAAGUUCCUCCAGGCCCUGCAGGCCACGCAGGCCUGGCGGAUGACCUUUGUGGGGGUGCACGUGCGCCGGGGGGACUACAUUCGUGUCAUGCCCCAGGUGUGGAAGGGCGUGCUGGCCGACAGAGGCUACCUGCAGCAGGCCCUGGACUGGUUCCGAGCCCGCUACCGUUCCCCCGUCUUCGUGGUCACCAGUGACGACAUGGCCUGGUGCCGGCAGAGCAUCGACAGCUCUCCUGGAGACGUGGUGUUUGCUGGCAACGGCCUUCAAGGCUCCCCCGCCAGGGACUUUGCGCUGCUCACGCAGUGCAACCACAGUAUCAUCACCGUGGGCACCUUCGGGAUCUGGGCCGCCUAUCUCACAGGUGGGGACACUGUCUACCUGGCCAACUUCACCCUGCCCAACUCCCCCUUCCAUAUGGUCUUUAAGCCACAAGCGGCUUUCCUGCCAGAAUGGGUGGGCAUUGCUGCGGACCUCAGACAGGUCCAGCAGAGCAGCCUUUAGGCCUGCUUAGCUCUCCCUGUCCUGGGCCUCUGGGGUGUGUUGUGGAGGGGGGAAUUGCAAUUCAGAAUGUCGGAGUCCAGGUGGUAUUUGAAUUUGCCUUUUCUACUUCAUAGCUGAGUGACCUUGGACAAAUGUCUUCAUCUUUCUGUGCCUUAGUGUGACACCUUGAAGAUGAACGCAGGCAGAACUUAGCAGUAACACAUGAGAAUCCACAAGUUCAUGUAGGGCUCUUGCUUAUGAAUCGGGGGAUGUGUGGGUAUGGGAAGGUCCUGGUUGCUGAGGGCCAGUGGACCAUACCCACUCGCCAGGUAUGUGGCCUGACGAGUGCCUGGAGCGCUCUCACACAGAACCUUACUUUGUUGCAGCACUGGUAGCAUGGAGUCCCCAUGUUCCAUAUCAGAUCCUAGGGGGUUCUGUGGAGGCCAUUCCUGCCCUGGAGCUCCAGGAACUCAAGGCUUUGCAUCCAUGGGCCUUCCCAUGACGGAAUGCAAGGGAUGGCAGGAUGCAGUACUGGGUCUUGGAGGUGUCCUCAGUGGGGAGGCUGUUCCCUUGCAGGGCGGCCGAUCCAGGGCGAGAAUGCCUCACCUUGGCAGCCCCGGCCACAAAGACUCGGGGUGCACAUUGUCAUGGGUGACAGCCUGACCCUAAAGGGCUAUGGAGACCAGACCACAGCCAUCUCAGCAGCUGCCUGCAGAUACGGUGACUGGCAACAGACGCCUCACCCCUGCUCUGCCUAAGCCCCUGGGACCUCAUUGCCACUCUGAGCAAUCCCAGCGUGGCCUGCCCAGGCCUGUCUUCCAUUGCUGUAACUGAGGGUCACAGAGUGGGAAGAGUAUAAAGAAGGCAGGUUCUUGAGGCCCCAAGGCCUAUAAUAUGGUGCUGGCAACUGUUUGCAGCCGGGUCAUGACAUGGCAGGACUGAAGGUCCUGGCUCAGGUCUGCCCUUUUGUGAAGCCAUGGUCCCCUGGGAUUGGCCCUUUGUCCUGUGACCUCUUACCUCAGUUGCCUUCCAAAGGUCCCACCCCCAGGCUCAUAGCUAGCUUAACUUCCCCACUCUCCUCCCUCACAAUGAGGAGUAACUUGCCACCCAGAGUCUUGGUGGGGACAUUCCAACCAUAGCACAGACAGAAGUGGGGUUAGGUGGCUACACAGCUGGUUUUCCUGUAUUCAGUGUUGUUGUUGUUGUUGUUAAUAGGAAUUUUAUUUUUACUUUUUUCCCACAUUUAUAUUGGUGCAUUAUAGUUGUACAUAAGUUCAGUGUAUUUUAAAACAUGGAGAUGCCAGAAUGUUAUUGGUGUAAUGCUCCUUUAUGGGUAUUUUAAAAAUCAUAACAAAAUCAUUUGAAUUCACUUAAAAUUCCUACCAGGUGCCCUGGUUUAGGGACCAUCUCUGUCACUUUCUUUCCUGCAUGACACCAUCUCCAGGUGUUUGACUUGCCAUUCUUGGGCUCACUUCCAGAGCCCAACCCCUCAUCCCCAUGGAGUGCUAAUGUGCCUUCUCAGAGUCGUCUUGGGCCUGGCUCCUUCCUUCCGUCCUUGACAGGGUGGUCAGGUGUGGCGUUGGCUAUAAAGUGGCUUGGGCACGGCAGGUCUCUGCCACCUCUUCCCUGCCACGUGGCAAAGCACCCUGAGACCUGGUGCUUAAGACAUGGACAACACUUGCUUUCUCACGCGGUCUCUGGGGGGCCGAGCUGCGCGGCUGUGUCGAGCAGCCAGGAGAUGGCCCUCCAGUGUUAGCUGGGCCGGGGAUCUGCUCCCAUGACUGGAGGGUUGGUGCUGGUCCUGGACAUGACCUCUGCCAGCCACUUGAGUGUCCUUGCAAUGUGCAGCCAGUUCCUCCAGAGCCAGGAAGCUGCAGAGGCCUUGGUGACCUAGCCUCAGAGGACGUACUGUCACCCCUGCCCCAUCUGUCACUCCAGACAGCAGCUCCGCCUCCACGUGGGAGGGGACUGCACCAGGGCCUGUAUCCCCCAAGUGGAGGUGGGGUCCUGGAGCUUGGUGAUUCAGCACACCCCGGCUCAAGCCACAGAUACCGAUUGUCUUACAGUCAUGGCGGACAGAAGUCCAGGUGGAGGGUGAGCAGGGCAGCUCCUCGCAGGCCCAAGGCAGGAUCUGUUCAGGCCUCCCUCCUCGCCUGUGUUGUCCUCACAUGUCUCCUGCUGUGUCUUCACAUGAUCUGCCCUGUGGGUGUCUGUCCUCAUCUGGUUUCUUAUGGGGACACCAGGCUGGAUCAGAGCCCACCAUAGCAACCUCAUUUAAUUACAUCCCAUGACCCCAUGCUAAGGUUCUGGGGGCUGGGGCUUGAGAUUUUGUGGGGACACAAUCCAGCCAUAUGGUGGUCUUCUGUGAUUCCUAGCUGGUUCCCUAGGGUCCCCUUCCCUUUUCCCUUCAUCCUCUCAGGACUGGCCCUCAGCAACCAGGAUCUUCCUCACAUCACCCUUGUGGAGAGACUCCAGCAGGAGGGAACAGGAAUCUGGGGUCCUGACCCCUGGGUGAGGGCUGUGCCCGGAUUCCCCCCCCAAGUAGACACUCAUAUGCCACCCCCUGCUGACUCCUCCACUUCCUCCAACUUGCCGCAUUCCUAGAGGCCAAUCGAUGGCACCUGUGGCCCUAUGGCCACCUGUUGUGUUGGGUCAGCGGAGUCCUGUCCAGAAGUGGAGCAAGGAGGGACAAUAAGGUCAGAUUAUUUGGUCUCCCAAGGAUGGUCACCACUUCCCACGGUCACUGGCCCUCUGGAGCUGUGCUGCCUCGCUGACCUGCGAUCCUACCCGUGCUGCUGACACCAUACUGUGGAGCUCAGCCCAGGUGGCCCAGUCUGAGUGUUCCUUGUACGUGGAUCCUGAUCUCACAAGAUUCCCACGUUGACAUUCUUACUGGGACACUGAAAUCACUGGGGAUCUGUGUUGGCUCACUGAGAAUGAUGCAGACACACGGCAGACACCUUGACACAAAUGGAGCUGGGGACAUUCCGGGGCAGGGAGUCAAGUGCCACUUCCCUGCUCUGGUCUUUCCUCGGCAUCCUGGGGGUGAUGUGGGUGAAGAUCUGGGAGCCCCGUCGUGCAGCCUCCUUGUCUUGGGCCCUUUCUGAGGGCCUCUGCCAGGAGGGAGUGGGACAGAGCAGGCCCCAAGCUGGCUACUGUGGGCUGGGCAUGUCACUUGUCAUGUGGCACUCAGCUCUGUGUGAUCUGGACACGAAGGGCCCCACUCUGUUCCCCGUGUGUUG
Molecule: messenger RNA, 4333 nt
Organism: Ictidomys tridecemlineatus (thirteen-lined ground squirrel)
Lineage: Eukaryota; Metazoa; Chordata; Mammalia; Rodentia; Sciuridae
Source: RefSeq, a predicted model, not a curated record